Megalobrama amblycephala (Wuchang bream) is the source of this 2694-nucleotide messenger RNA. Its product is annotated as C4b-binding protein. The record is from RefSeq and is a predicted model, not a curated record. Lineage: Eukaryota; Metazoa; Chordata; Actinopteri; Cypriniformes; Xenocyprididae. The coding region runs from base 133 to 1908 and encodes 591 amino acids. The transcript is spliced from 12 exons.
ACUAUAGCGCAUGUAGAAGUGUUUAUGUGGAUUUACACUGAAUAAGGGGAGGGUUUGAGCUUUCGUGACGCACCGGCGUAGAAACACUUUGCGAGUGUGUAAUUUGAACGCAUACAGACUUCUUCACUUCGUAUGCAGAUGUCCGUGAAUAUGGCGAUUGUUUGGGGGAAUGUACUCAUACUUGUGUUUGUGCACUUUGUAGUGUCUCAAAGACAUCAGUGUGGCGAACCAACCAAAUAUCCGGACAAGCAGCUGGACAACAAAUAUCUUCACAAAUCAGUGUUCAAUGACGGGGACAAAGUGGCUUAUAGAUGUUCUCUGGGUUAUUCGCAGUCGGAUGGAAGUCGAAUAUCACGCUGUAUAAAAGGACGCUGGACACUGUUGAACAUGAUCUGCCAAAAGACAAAGUGCAAUGCGCUGGGUGACAUAGAGAAUGGGCAAUACAGUCAAGAAGGACGAUCAUUCGGUGAUAAAGCCAUUGCUAUGUGUAAUAAAGGAUAUGUUUUGAGAGGAGAAAGAGUCCGUAUGUGUGUGGAAUAUGGUUGGAAUGGGACAGACCCCAUCUGUGAGGUGUCAAAGAUCAUCUGUUCAGCACCUGACGUGGCAAACAGAUGGAUUAAUCCUGAAGAAAGGACACAGUACACAGUCCAAGACACUGUAACCAUCACCUGCAGUGAGGGAUUUGAUCUGAUUGGCUCGUCAGUGGUCACAUGUGGACCAGAUGGCCAAUGGCUGAACUUGCCUGAGUGUCACCCUAAAGUUCAGUUCUCAAGAGUUUUAGUCCCACUUCCCAUUCUCGAAACAUGUCCCACUCCUGAAUUGGGAAAAAGUGGCACAGUGAAAGAGCUGAAGUCUGUUUACGUGCCGGGAGACCCCUUAUCCAUCACCUGCAAUGAGGGAUUCAUCGGAUCUGGAGAUUUCAUGUGCGACACAAGCGAGAAAUGGAUCCCAAAUGAGCCGAAGUGUCAAAUGAUCAACUGUUCAGCACCUACUGUGGCAAACGGAAGGAUACGUGGACCUAGAGUUCUGUACAAAUACAAAGACAUUGUGGACGUCAGCUGCAGUGAGGGCUUUGAUCUGAUUGGCCCACCACAGGUCACAUGUGGACCAGACGGCCAAUGGCAGGGCUUGCCUGAGUGUCAGCCUAAAAGGAUUUCAGCUACUGGUAAAUGUGGUCCAGCUCCAUCACACCCUAACUUUGAGCUCAGAGACUGGUCCCCCUGGAAUCUGAAAGAGUACCCAUCUGGUUCUCGCAUUCGUUACAAAUGCGGCAUAGGACACCGCAGGGCCAGAGGGAGUGACAGUAUACGCUGUCAAGGUGGCCAGUGGACAAAACUGAAGCUCCAUUGUGAACGGAAAAAAUGCGGAUCUGCUGGAGAGAUUUCCUAUGGCCGCUUUGAGUACACGGGCGUGUCAUUCGGACAUACAGCUAAAGCCAUCUGUCAAGAAGGGUAUGAGCUGAUUGGCCCACAAAUACGGACCUGCCGAGAUGGAGGCUGGGACGGGAGGAACCCUACAUGCGAACCUGUGCACUGUCCUCCACCUCCAGAGGUCAAGGGCGCUGAGAUGUUUGACCCCAUAUAUGACCAUGUUCCCUUCGGUCACGUGGUGUCCUAUCACUGCCGUACUGGCGCUAUGAUUGGUGCGAGAGAUAUAUACUGCACACAGAAGGGCACCUGGAGCGCCCCGCCUCCUGAGUGUACAGACAUUGCCUGUCCUCACCCACAUGUGCCACGAGGAUCAAGAAUGAGGGGAUUAAGGUCUGUCUAUAAAUUCGGGAACACAGUGACAAUUGCCUGCGAUCCUGGUUUAAUACUCAUUGGACGGAGUUUCAUCACCUGUGGCCCAGACGGGGAGUGGAAACCAAAACUUCCAGAAUGUAAGCAUUGGGACAAAAGAUUCAACUGAAAGACACAUACAAUACAGCUGGCUGUCUUAAAGUCAUAAUGAAGCUCUUUUCUAUGAAGAUUGUUUCUGCCAUUGAAUAAAACCAUUUAAAAGAUAAUUGCGACUUUUGUCACAAUCACAAUACUGACUUUUUUCUGACGCAGUUGUGAGUUAUAAAGUCAGAAUUGCAAUAAAUGACUCAGAUUUAGUCAGAAUUGCAAGAUAUAAAGAAUGCAAUUCGGACUUUUUUCUCGCAACUGCAAGUUUGUCUCGCAAUUCUGACUUUAUAACUUGCAAUUAUGAGAAAAAAAGUCAGAGUUCUAAGAUAAAAAGUCACAAUUACCUUUUUUAAUUUUUAUUCAGUGGUGGAAACAAGUUUCCAUACUUGUCUUAUAAUAUUUCAGUAAAAUGUGCAGAACACUAUUUACUAUUUACUCAAGAGUAUUUAUUGUCAUAAAAGAAGUUUUCUGAGUGAGAAUAAAGCACUCUGAUUUUUUUUUUAAUUUCAUGACUGUAUUCUGUUAAUCUACAGCAUUAUGGAUAUUUUUAAAACUUGUUUUUGUUGUCAGAAUUGCAAGAAAAAGUCAGAAUUGUGAGAUAUAAACCCACAAUUACAAGAAAUAAAGUCAGAAUUGAUAUAAACAUGCAGUUGUGAGGAAAAAGUCAAUUACGAGAAAAGUCAGAAUUGCGAGAUAUAAACAUGCAAUUGCAAGAAAGUCAAAGUUGCAAGAUUUGAACUUUGACAUAAAGUCAGAAUUACGAGAUAUAGUCAGAAUGCAAUUCGGACUUUUUUUCUCGCAACUGCAA